AUGACAGACCCCCGAGACCCAAGCCUCCCCGGGUGCCGCGGACGGAGUAGUGACAAGCUGAACCCUGUGUGCCUUCCUAUGUCUGCCGUCUCUCUAAGGAAGGUAUUUGAAAUUGCACCAGAAGGGUCAAAACUGAAAGUUUGGAUGCCUGCGUCCGCUCAAAGAGGAACUUGCUACAGGAAAGUAGCACCUAGGGACAAAGGGCUCCGGAGGGCCUUCCUCUCCCCCCGGCCGCCCUCCGCCCUCAUAACAAGGGCUCCGGAGGGCCUUCCUCUCCCCCCGGCCGCCCUUCGCCCUCAUAACAAGGGCUCCGGAGGGCCUUCCUCUCCCCCCGGCCGCCCUUCGCCCUCAAAACAAGGGCUCCGGAGGGCCUUCCUCUCCCCCCGGCCGCCCUCCGCCCUCAUAACAAGGGCUCCGGAGGGCCUUCCUCUCCCCCCGGCCGCCCUUCGCCCUCAAAACAAGGGCUCCGGAGGGCCUUCCUCUCCCCCCGGCCGCCCUCCGCCCUCAUAA
Molecule: messenger RNA, 510 nt
Organism: Penaeus chinensis
Lineage: Eukaryota; Metazoa; Arthropoda; Malacostraca; Decapoda; Penaeidae
Product: nascent polypeptide-associated complex subunit alpha, muscle-specific form-like
Exons: 2
Coding region: 1-510 (169 amino acids)
Source: RefSeq, a predicted model, not a curated record